Iphiclides podalirius (scarce swallowtail) is the source of this 288-nucleotide messenger RNA. The record is from the annotation of a GenBank genome assembly. Lineage: Eukaryota; Metazoa; Arthropoda; Insecta; Lepidoptera; Papilionidae.
AUGUUGUUGGCGGCAUUAGCGAGCAUUAACGGCGGGCGGGCAUUGUUUGAGCGGAGGGCGGGCGUGACGUCACGGAGAGCGGGCGCUCCGGAAGAGACCGGGAGCCGCGGCGCGCCGGUAGCAGAGUCCCGCGUUCCCAGUCCGACGCGCCGACGACGUCGCUUAUUGCCACCGAGCGCGCCAAUUGGAUCGCGUGUCCGUCGCGCCCAGUUGGGCCACGAUCGCGUCGAAAUGCAACAUUACCGUGCAAAGUGUUUACUGAUUCUUAUGAAUGUAUACUCUAAUUCA